AUGCUUUCAACUAGGCGCCGGCACACCUUAUCUCGAAAUGAGACAAAGACGUUCCCAUUGCCCGAAGAUUUCUUUCCGAACAUCGAGCUCACGGACGAACAGAUUCAAGGCUAUGAGAUUCAGGUCGAGAAAAUCGUCCAAGACGCUUUGGCGGACUACGAACGACACGAAGCAAAAGGAGCCUACCCGAUCUACAAUGCACCAUGGGCUCCUGUUGGCACGGAAGGCACUUUGACCGCUAUCCGAAAGGAAACACCUGAGGGAAUUUCGCAAAGCGAGUUCCGUCUCUACGGCUAUAUUCAAGGCAACUACCGGAACUUUAUGGAUUUCCACUACGCUGAAACGUCCCAGGAGCAUUUUGAGUGUAAUCAAUUCAUGUACGGCUACGUGGUCGAUGCAGUCGUGCUCAAGAACAUCCACACGAAAAAGUCUGGCAAGAAAGAUGAAUAUUUGGGUAUCAAAUGGACGUGCCUUCAACCUUCAUCAUUCGGCCGCAAGCGAGACAAUUGCUUUUUGGAGUACUUAACAUAUACUAAGGAUCAGCUCGGCCGCAAUGUAGGCGUCCGAGUGACGCUACCGGUGGAUAUCGAUGAAUGCCCCGAUUUGUAUCUCACUUUGAGAAUCAAGCGCAUCAAGAUGCAUAGCGUCACCAUCGUCCGCCCCGCGGGUUUCUCUGCGGACGCGACACAGCUGUUUUUUAUGAGUGAUAAUGACAUCGCAGGUCUGUCCAAGAACUAUAAGAAGGUCAUGCGCAUUUACAACGACAUGUCCCUCUUUGUCGACUCGAAAUGUAUUGUGAAGCAGGGGAUCAUGUGCAAGACAAAUUGGGUACCCAAGGACUCACGCAAGGCUUGCAUGAAUUGCCAACUCUACUUCAACGCUGCAACGCGCCGCCGUUACCAUUGCCGGCUUUGCGGAGACAUCUUUUGCCACCGCUGUGUUAUCGUUCGCAAGGUUCCACGCGACCACGACGUCAACAACAAGUCACGAGUGUUUCAAGUAGCUAAGACAAACUUCUGCACAGCGUGCGUGUCAACAAUUCGUCGAGGAAGCGAAGCAUCGAAACUAGAGCGUGUGUCUUCAGGCACACAUGCCGACAGCGUCAAGACACUAAGCUCUGAGAGCAAUGCCUGCAAGUUGCGCAAAACAUCGGUGAGCAAUACAACGAAGCCAAGCAAUUCACGAUCGGAGUGGUGGGAUGAAAUUGCAUCGUACAGGUCCGAGUCUAACUGGUCCGAAACGGAAUCGGAGGAUACCAGCAAGGCAUCGCUUAACGCUUCCGGGCGGUCGAGACUUGCCAGUUCCCUGUCUUCGUCCCAGUCGUCAUGGACUUCCCGGGGUGACAAAAACAUGGACAUGGACGAUGUGCCGUUCCUAGCAACUCUGGAUGUUAUCGACGACGAUGUGGCAAUUCUCGAUGAAAUAGCGAAAAGCUCUAAAUCCAAACUGUGCAAGAAACUUCCCAUGUCUGGAUACUCGACGAGCCGACGUCAUUCACGAAAGCAGAUGCAGUUUUUUCAAACGUCGAGUGACAGACAAGAGGUCACUGAGGUUAUCGACACGAUAGACAUGGUGCCAAUGUCGGAGCUUCGACGACAGUCACGCGCAAGGACUGCCGGGAUGCUGUACGGUGUUGCUCGAAAGUACAGCAAGAGACGUAUUGGACGGGGGUCAUCGCUUAGCUCGAGCCGUCCUAGCAGCCAUCUGAGCCACGAAGAGCCUACAAAUCGGUUGCAUUCGUCUCGCUCCAUAAGUCAGAGUCUUGCAGAGCAGGAGGAAAUUCUUCGAUGCAUGCUUAGUGUCAGUCGAAUACAUUUGAAUUCUGGCGAGGGCUUCAAGAGUUGA
Molecule: messenger RNA, 1845 nt
Organism: Peronospora farinosa
Lineage: Eukaryota; Oomycota; Peronosporomycetes; Peronosporales; Peronosporaceae
Source: the annotation of a GenBank genome assembly